Molecule: messenger RNA, 4617 nt
Organism: Atta colombica
Lineage: Eukaryota; Metazoa; Arthropoda; Insecta; Hymenoptera; Formicidae
Exons: 10
Coding region: 232-4617 (1461 amino acids)
Source: RefSeq, a predicted model, not a curated record
CACUUUUUACAUGUGUUCAGUUUCCUCCGUUUUUGCUUUCGUUCUGAAUAUAGACGCAGAUUUAGUUUCUCUUUAAAAAAAAACACAGAGAUCGGCUGAAACUUUACAUCGUUUAUAUACAGUGCUAUAUUAUACCGGUUUCUUUAGAAGAAUCCAAUAAUCGUAGUAAAGUGAGAGUCAGAAAAUUUGCAUCAACUAACUUCCUUUUCACGAAGAAAAUCUUUACUAGAGAUGGGGAACCAAGAUGAAGUUCGUACGCUUCUGCUAUCGUUAUUAAUCUCCAGAAAAGAUGCGACACCUGUAGUUGUUCUUGAAAGGGAUUAUUAUAACAUGGAGAAGAACCGUAUACCUUAUCGUGAAUUUGGUUGUAACAAUUUAGUACAAUUUCUUCAAAGCAUGCCGGAGCAUUUCAUUGUCGAAGAGGCUAACGGUGGUCACUAUGUACGCGGGAUAGCGGAUAAAAGUAAGCAUGUGAGUUCAUUGGUGUCACGUCAGAGAAAUUCCUCCAACAAGAACUUAAGAACCAGAUAUCCAUCUCGUCAAGCUACUACAUUUAAUCGUCGCAACCAACAUGCAAGGAUUCCAAUUAGAAUCCCAAAUAGCACGUUAAUUGAUCUUGUUGAUCAUAUCAAAACCCAUCCAAAUGGUAUGAGUUUGCAGAAUGCUUUGCUAUAUGUACAAGCGAAAAUACAGUAUGUUCCUAUCUCUUAUCAAGAUUUGCGAGCGCAAUUGCGUGAAGUAACGCAUCAGUUGUGCAUAGAUGGCAACAUGAUAUAUGCGAUUCAGAAUGGUUUACAAAAUAACGUAGUCCAGCAGCCAAGUAAUCAACAACCUUUAGUGGAAGAGUCUUCAAUGCAGUUAUGGAUUAACGAAUCUAAGUUACCGGGCGAUUCAAUCUCGCCUCCGACACAACAAACUGAAUAUCCUGCCGGAGAGGAGGACUUUGAAUUAGAUUAUUUUAAUGAUGAAGAUGAAGAUUAUUUUGUUUUACCCUGUAGUAAAAACAAUAUCGAUAACUGCCAGAAAUAUCCAAAAACAAGUGAGAUGCUUGCAACGAAUCUUGCACAGCAUGUGCAAUCCGAACAAACUGACAUGUUCAAUUACAGCAAGAACCCAGAUAAUAAUGAAAUCUUUGAAAGCUUGAUGAUGAAUAAUAAUUAUAUGGAAAUGAGGGCUACCGAAUAUCCGCAAGACAAAUCCGAGAUAGUAAGCGACAGAAUAAAGGCUCGAUUGGAGAAAUUAUUGCAAAAAUAUCCGGAUGGCAUCUGGUGUGCUGAGCUGCCCGAUUUAUAUCUUAAAGAGUAUAAGGUUCAUCUGAAUUAUAACAACCUGGGCUUCACAAGUGUGCGUGAAUUUACGUCUUACUUACCGAAAAUUUUCUACAUGACACAAGUUAACAAAACUGAUGACUUUAAGUUAUAUAGUGCAAAUAAGAGGCCAGUAGUUCCAAAAGCGGAGUCUAAUGAAACAUCAUAUGACCAUCAAUACGAUGAACACAGAACAGUGGAAUACAAUAAUUCUGACAAUGACCCAAUCCCAUCAGAAAUUUCAUCUUCCAUUACCAAGAAGUUUGCUCCCGAGGGUGUAAUGAAUUAUGGCGAUGAUGUAGAUAAAAUACUAGUAACUGAUUUAAAACGCACCAAAAAGUUCUUAGAGACAUAUGUUGUAGAAGUGUUUCAUCCAAAUUUUUUCUGGAUACAUCUCCGAGAAAACAAAAAACGAUUUAAUAAAAUGAUGGAUGAACUACAAAAUUUCUAUAUACUUAACAAAGAUAAAUAUAUCAUUGCAAAAGUCGCCUUGAAAAAGGACUUGAAUUGUGCAUGCGUUUUUGAUGGUAACUGGCAUCGAGGAAUCAUUAAGAGUGUAAAACCAGAUUUCAGAGUAACGGUAUUUUUUUAUGAUUUCGGCACUGUGAAGGCAUAUGCACCUGAAGAUAUAUAUUAUUUACAUUUAAAGUUUUCCGGUUUGCCCGCCCAAGCAAUACCUUGCGGUUUAUAUAAUGUUAAACCAAAUGUUGGUGAUCGCUGGAAGAGGAGCGUAUAUGAACAAUUCUAUGAUAAAGUCAAUGAGACCCUUCUAGCUGCAACUAUAAUUACUAUCGAUCCUCCGAACAAUUCCAUGUUGAUCGUUUUGACCGAUACAAGCGAAGAAGAGGAUGUGUGUAUAAACAAUUGGUUAGUGAAAGAGAAACUAGCGCAAUUUGGUAAAACGGGUGAUGCCGUUGACAUGGCGAGCUUAAUGAAGUAUGUGGUAAACAAUGUGAACCAAAAACCGUCGUAUUGCUUUGCGGAGGAGAGUCUGAUGCCCGAGAACUGCUACAAAACUACAUCGACAGAGGAAAAAUACGAAGUACCUUUAGUCUCAUCCGGACUGACGCUUCCACAUUAUGAUAAUCAAUAUCAACAACAGCCAGUAAGACCACCGCCAGGUUUUCAGUCUCUCGAUGAACAACACAUUCCGUCUAAUACUUCGACAAGGAGUUUUCAAAACAGUUAUUCCUUUGCAAACCUAUCAAACGCAUCGAACACGAAGGCGUCAGUCUUUAGUGAUGCGCAGGCGACAACGAAUCCGUUCCUAACUGAUGAACAAUUCAUUCCUAAUGAUGUCGUCGGACAGUUAUACAUAACAAUGUGGAAUGAAAAUAAAAAAUUACAUACUGGGGUGAAUGAAAUUCUUUGUGAUAUGCUAAAAUGUUUAUCACUUUCAUUGAAGGAUCAGAUUCAGUUAAAUAAGAUUUUGAAAAUUGUUAAGAAGAUUUUAUUGGAACAAAAAGAUGAUCGUUCCACUGUCGUGAAAACUCCGACAGCAUCUAGUCUUACAAGCAGAACGACAUUGAACGAUGUUGAUUUGGCACAGAAAGUGUCGUACAAUUUAAACAAUGAAACUGCUGCGAAUCAAGAAUCUAAUGUAAAUAUUUCCUCGAUGUCUAAUCCGUUUGGCAUAAACGUCGAUGAUAGAUUACAGAAUAACAUUACAUUUCCUUACGGUUCAGACAGUUUCUCUUUUAAAAUUGGCAACUGGAACCAAUCUGACGAACUCAAUUCACGUAUGCAAAUACCUCCUUCAACAGCAAAUCCUACACCUUCAAUGUUCAUUAAUCAUAUACUACCAAUCAGUACUUUCCUUCCAAAAGCCAAUCAGAAUAACGAAAACGUUCCCUUGCCGGUAUCUCCUGCGGCGCCAACAAAUACUAAUUUCUUCAAUAAUUUCUCAGAAGUAAAUAAUAUGAACACCCAGUUUCCCGCUAUGUUCAAAGAUACAAAUCCUUUCAAAUUUUCCAUGACUGAUGUUCCCGGAACGCAAGUACCAGAAAUUCAAACUGAGCGAACGAUUAAUAACUAUGAUACAGAUAUCUCGUAUUUGUCGACUAUUAAAAAUCUACAAAGCAAUGCUUUAAAAACAGAAACUGCAAAUAUUCAUGCGAAGAGCAAUGGUUUUACGUCUGUUAGCAACCUGGGACAUGUCAAUGAAAGUUACACUUCGAAAAUCGUUUAUGAAUCCGAUCCUGUAAUAUAUAAUACACAGAAGAAGCAAACAGACAUAAAUGUAAAUACAAAUGUAAGACAGAAUGCAUGUAGUAGCAAUUUUGAUAAUGUCCAAAACGCUCAAUCUCUUAAAUUAGAACAAAGUAAUAAAAAACUUGCACCUCAGGUUUCGCAAUCUACAAAGAAUAUUGCUUCUUUGCACACACAGCACACUGUAAAUAACAAUAUAAUAAAUAACAAUGUAAGAGAUAAUUCGCACAGUGACGAGAACUAUGUUACUCGACUAUCAAUGUAUUUCAUGCACGGUUCACAUGGUUCGACAAAUGGCGAAGCGAUUUACUGCCACCAAAAUAGAAACGCAGACAAUUUGCAAACUGUAUCGCAGUCUUGGAAUCAAUUCGAGAUUCCAAGUUGGACUAAUUCGAAGUUUCAAAGCAGCAUUCCUUUAUUGAAUCACAGUGAGAAUACACCGAUUAUUUUAGCUAACCAAGAUUGGAACUGUGAUAAUGAUAGAAAAUCAGUACCUCGAAAGAAUGAAGUAACCAAUUCGAGUAAUAUUUCUAAAGUUAAUGACGAUUAUGAUAAAGAAGGAUCAAUGGAUAUUUAUGCGAAUUCUUGGUAUAACAAUGAGAAGGGAUCUGUACAAAACAGGAAUAUGGCUUUUAACUCUUUUCUAUUUCAAAAAAUUGAUUCAGUUGAAGGCAUAACAUUUAUAUUUCAUUUCGAACAGGACGGUUGGAUAUUGACAAAUGAAUUUGUAAAAGUCUUUACGAAUUUCAAAUUGUUCUCUCAUUUAUUGACCAAGAUAGAGAUGUUGAAUAUAAAAGUUACUUUUAAAGAAAUCCUAAGAUCUCAGUAUCCAUCGCAAUUUUUACAAUUAGACAGAUAUCCUCUAAAUGUUCCGCGUGAUUCUGAGAAACACAUUCUCUCUAUUCAUUUGAUCUCGUUGCAAACCGCAUUGGCAUUAUUGCACAAAUUGAAGAUAGUUUCGCGAGAUCAAAUAGACAAUGCUUUUAAAAAGAAUGAGUUUUUGGAUGAUUCUGUUCUACGUAUUUUAUGGAUUUUGAUUCUCACUUACCGCGAUCUGAAACAACGAAUUGAAGUAUAUUCGAACGAAUUAAAUUAUAUGUAA